AUGCAAUUCCAGAACGAACAAUCAAUAGCAAUUACAGCAUAUGAAAUCGACAUGGACAGCACAGCGGAAGUUUAUGGCCUUGAAGCUGUUGGCAGCCCGUGCAGCGAGUUCGAAGUAGACAACGAGAACACAAUGCUUGUGAUGGAGCAAGCAGAGGGCAUGGCCCCUGAAGUGGAGAGCGCAGGGGAUGUCUUAGAAAUGGGCUUUAACGCAUGUGCUUGCCUUGAAAGUGCUUUCUCAGAGCCUUUGCAGGUAUACCUUCGGGAGAGCCUCGAUGGCGCUGAGUGCGAAAACACGGCAGAGAAGCUGUUUGCGGCUGUUCAAAGCCUGACCUCUCCUGCGCACGGAGUUAUUUCGAGCGAAGUUGCAGAAAAAAUCCAAGCGUAUGUGGAGGAAAACAGCGAAAAAAUCGAGUCGAUAAGUCUGCACAUGUGCAUGGAGUCAGACCAUUUGGUGGCUGAAGUUACGAUCAAGUUGCUGGAGAGCUUCUCAGACAUAAACAAUCUGGAGUGCCCUGGGUCCUUGAACUUCCUCUCCAUAACUGCUUUGCCUGUAGUAGAUGCUGAACAGCUGGGCAGCUCCUUGUUGGAGACUGUCUCUGGCCCCGAGAGUAAUCUAAUAAGCACGGUUGGGGAAAUAUGCAACAAUGUGGUUAAUUCUACCCCUGAGCUAAUUUCCCGCAUAGCAAGCAUAGGUUCCUUUCCUGUAGAAAACUAG
This is a messenger RNA of Nematocida major, 717 nucleotides long. RefSeq lists its product as uncharacterized. The coding region runs from base 1 to 717 and encodes 238 amino acids. NCBI's taxonomy places the organism in Eukaryota, Fungi, Microsporidia. The transcript has a single exon. The record is from RefSeq and is a predicted model, not a curated record.